Messenger RNA from Neltuma alba, 2037 nucleotides. RefSeq names its product dynamin-related protein 4C-like. The record is from RefSeq and is a predicted model, not a curated record. NCBI's taxonomy places the organism in Eukaryota, Viridiplantae, Streptophyta, Magnoliopsida, Fabales, Fabaceae. Gene Ontology annotation, molecular function: GTP binding; microtubule binding; GTPase activity. Gene Ontology annotation, cellular component: microtubule; membrane; cytoplasm.
AUGGGAAGAGGAAAGUUAUCGACUACUUCAACUGCUAUCAGCAGAACCACUCUAAAUCAAAGACAAGACUCCCUUUCCUUGGUCGUAGAUGGCCAACCUGAACCUCUCAAUGUCAUUGUGCCACCCAUAAUCUCCUCUUACAAUGAGAGGAUUCGACCAGUUCUUGAUGCAGUUGAGAAUCUGAGACGCCUCAACAUUACCAAGGAAGGUAUACAGCUUCCGACCAUUGUUGUUGUGGGUGAUCAGUCCUCUGGUAAGUCCAGUGUCCUAGAAUCUCUCGCAGGAAUCAGUUUGCCGCGGGGACAGGGAAUCUGCACGAGGGUACCUUUGGUCAUGAGGCUCCAGAGCCAUCCUCUACCAAAACCAGAGCUUGUGUUGGAGUUUAAUGGCAAAGCUGUUUCAACAGAUGAACAAAACGUCUCUGAUGCUAUAAACUUGGCCACUAAUGAGCUUGCGGGAAUUGCAAAGGGGAUUUCUAACACACCUUUGACUUUAUUGGUGAAGAAGUAUGGUGUUCCUGAUCUCACCAUGGUGGACCUUCCAGGUAUAACUAGAGUUCCUGUUCAUGGACAACCUGAGAACAUUUAUGACCAGAUUAAAGAUAUAAUCAUGGAAUAUAUCAGACCUGAGGAGACUAUUAUAUUGAAUGUUCUCUCUGCUACUGUUGAUUUUCCGACAUGUGAAUCCAUUCGUAUGUCACAGAGUGUUGAUAGAACAGGAUCAAGAACUCUCGCUGUUGUGACAAAGGCAGACAAGGCACCAGAAGGGCUUCUGGAAAAGGUCACUGCUGAUGAUGUUAACAUAGGACUUGGCUAUGUUUGUGUUAGAAAUCGAAUUAAUGACGAGACAUAUGAAGAAGCUCGAAUGGAGGAAGGUUUGCUGUUUGAGAACCAUCCACUUCUCUCCAGGAUAGACAAAUCGAUUGUCGGUAUUCCGGUUCUGGCUCAGAAGCUUGUUCAGCAUCAAGCUUCAAUUAUUUCAAGAACACUGCCUGAGAUUGUUAGAAAGAUCAACGAGAAGCUCAAUUCUCAGCUUUCUGAGCUGGAUAACUUGCCAAAGAACCUGACUUCUGUGGCUGAUGCUAUGACUGCCUUCAUGCAUAUAGUUGGGCUGGUGAAAGAGUCACUCAGGAAAAUUCUUGUCAGAGGAGAAUUUGAUGAGUACCCAGAUGACAAAAACAUGCAUUGCACUGCUCGUUUGGUCGAGAAGCUCAAUGAUUACUCAAAAGAUCUCUAUGAAUGUUCUGAAAGCAACCACACAAAGAAUUUUCUAAUGGAAGAAAUAAGGCUACUGGAGGAAGCCAAGUGGAUUGGCCUCCCAAAUUUCAUGCCCCGCACAGCUUUUCUCGCUUUAUUGCAGAGCAAAGUGAAAGGAAUUGCACUGAGGCCUAUUGAGUUCGUUGAUGAUGUGUGGGAUUAUCUGGAGAAGGUGCUGAGCGACGUCAUAACCCGCCAUUCAGAAAACUACUACCAGCUUCUGAAGUCAACAACCAGAGCUGGAGAAAAUCUGAUUGCUAGAAUGAGAGAGAAUUCAAAGAAGCAUGUAAUGGAGGCUAUUGAAAUGGAGAAGCUGACAGAUUACACUUGUAAUCCAGAGUACAUGGCUGAAUACACUAGGCUCAUGGCUCAGCAUGAUUCCUUCAUGAAACAAGUAUUUGACGAUGAUCUAGUUCCAUCUACAGUGAUCCUAGAAGGCCUUGGAGAGGUUGAGGUUGGUCAUCUGAGACAGUGCAGAAAUGUUCUUCAGAAUGCAUUUGACUUGAAGAUGAGGAUGGUAGCUUAUUGGAAGAUUGUGCUGAGGAGGCUGAUUGAUACCAUAGCCCUGCAUCUGCAACUCAGUAUAAAUUUACUGAACAGAGAGUUGGAGAAGGAGAUCACUUUUGGGUUGAUGUCUACGACUGGAGGAAUUGAGCUUUUGAAGGAAUCACCCUCAAUAGCCGGGAAGCGUUCAAAGCUUAACAGAAGUGUUCAGGUUCUGAGGGAAAGUAAGGAAGUUGUAGCAAACAUAAUGGACCGCAUCUCCAGCUGUGGAGAUUAG